Messenger RNA from Raphanus sativus (radish), 396 nucleotides. RefSeq names its product thionin-like protein 2. Bases 1 to 396 code for a protein of 131 amino acids. The record is from RefSeq and is a predicted model, not a curated record. The transcript has 2 exons. Lineage: Eukaryota; Viridiplantae; Streptophyta; Magnoliopsida; Brassicales; Brassicaceae.
AUGGGAAGCACAAGAGUGACCAUAAUGCUCAUUACAAUGACGAUAGUGAUGGUGAUGGGGAACUUUGUGGCUCAGACACAAGCUCAAGACACACACUCUUUUAGAAAUUGUUAUCCCGGUUGUAUUGAUAGCUGCGCCAUUGAAAAAAAGUUACCAAAAUUACUUUUGUGUCCGUUCACUUGUCUUUUUACUUGUCUUGCUCCCCCAACAUCAAAUAUUUCUCCUCCUCAUUCUCAAAUGAUUUUGACAAAGGAAAUCAAUCAUAUUGAUUAUUUUUGCAAGCUUGGUUGUGCUACUCAUCAUUGUGCUUCUCUUUCUUCCCUCAGAAAUCCGAAUGUAGGCCAAGUUGCAGAUUGUGUGGAUUCAUGCUCAGACAAGUGCUCCAACAAGAACUAA